Molecule: messenger RNA, 932 nt
Organism: Paraphaeosphaeria sporulosa
Lineage: Eukaryota; Fungi; Ascomycota; Dothideomycetes; Pleosporales; Didymosphaeriaceae
Product: glutathione S-transferase
Exons: 2
Coding region: 1-645 (214 amino acids)
Source: RefSeq, a predicted model, not a curated record
AUGCCUACCAUCACGGGCAUCGAGCUCCUGACCGCCGCCACCCCCAACGGCCAGAAAAUCAGCAUUCUGCUCGAGGAGUUAGGAAUCCCAAGACACCAGCGUUCCUCCGCCAUCAUCGACCACAGCCGCGGCGAUUUCGCCGUCUUCGAGAGCGGCGCCGUGAUGCUGUACCUCGUCGAGCGGAGCGAAAUGCUGCAGUGGCUGUUCUUCCAGAACGCGGGCCUCGGGCCUAUGCAGGGCCAGGCAAACCACUUUGUGCGGUACGCCCCGGAGAGAAUCGCGUAUGCUGCCGAGCGCUACCAGAAUGAGACGCGCCGCUUGUACGCGGUGCUGGAUGAACGCCUGCAGCGGCGUGCGUAUCUCGCGGGCCGCGGGCAAGGCAGGUACUCCAUCGCGGACAUUGCUGCGUUCGCGUGGGUGCCGUGGGCGCCGUGGGCGGGCGUGGAGCUGGAUGCGUUUCCGGCGGUGAAGGCGUGGGCGGAGAGGAUCGAGGCGAGGGAGGGCGUGAAGAGGGGGUUGAGGGUGCCUGCAGGCGAGGACCAGAUUGAGCGGCUGAGGCGGGAUCCAGAGGUCGAGGAUCCAUUUAAGGGGUGGGUUAUGAUGGGGCAGAGUGAGGUGAGGGAGAAGCACGGUGGGGGUUCGUGAGGGAGAGAUGGAGGGCUGUGUUGCGGUCCAAAGGUACAUGUUGGUCGCAUGGGAACGAAAUAUGGCGCUGGCGUAUUACUUGGAUGGCAUGCUUGUAGCAGUACUUGUGUAUGCUCUGAGUGGCUACGAAUUGCUUGCGAGACUGACAGUAGAGGGUUGCAACGCUUAAACUACAGCUACCAAGGUGAGAAGCGAGAUUCGUAUUGUUAAGUUCCUGGUUGGCUUACGGCAAGCUCUGGUAUAGAACAUGCGACUGCAGACCGCUGCUGGUGGUGAUUUGUUUGCGU